ACUCGCAACGAAUGCUCUCUCGCUUGCACUCCUACUCCUCUUUUCUCAUGCAGACCGUCGUCCGCGACUAAGCUCUGCUGCCGUCGCCACCGUCACCGCCAAAGCACUAAGCUCCCGACAGCGCUGUUUCCGGCGAGCCGCCAGGUUCCGUGGAGAUCGAUGGCUUCGGAUGGAGACCGGUUUCCGCCGCAGAGGCAGGAGAGGCAGCCCGGGAAGGAGCACGCCAUGGAUCCCAUUCCUCAGUUCAGCAGCCCUGACUACAAGCCUUCCAACAAGCUCCAGGGGAGGGUGGCGCUCGUGACCGGAGGCGACUCCGGGAUCGGGAGAGCCGUGUGCCACUGCUUCGCGCAGGAAGGCGCCACGGUCGCAUUCAUCUACGUGAAGGGGCGGGAGGACAAGGACGCGCAGGACACCAUCCAGAUGCUGAAGCAGGCGAAGACCCCCGAUGCCAAGGACCCGAUGGCCGUGGCGGCCGAUCUCGGGUAUGACGAGAACUGCAGGAGGGUGGUCGAUGAAGUCGUGAAUGCCUACGGCCGGAUCGACAUCCUGGUGAACAAUGCGGCUGAGCAGUACGAAUGCAGCUCGGUCGAGGAGAUCGACGAGGCGAGGCUUGAGAGGGUCUUCAGGACUAACAUCUUCUCUCACUUUUUCAUGGUUAGGCAUGCGCUGAAGCACAUGAAGGAAGGCAGCUCGAUCAUCAACACCACGUCGGUGAACGCCUACAAGGGCAAUGCCAAGCUCCUCGACUACACAUCCACCAAAGGCGCGAUCGUGGCUUUCACGAGGGGCCUUGCACUCCAACUCGUGAGCAAAGGCAUAAGGGUCAAUGGGGUCGCGCCAGGCCCAAUUUGGACUCCGCUGAUCCCGGCAUCCUUCACCGAGGAGGAGACCAAGAACUUCGGGAAGCAAGUGCCCAUGAAGAGGGCUGGUCAGCCCAUAGAAGUAGCGCCCUCGUUCGUGUUCCUCGCGUGCAACCAAUGCUCAUCCUACAUCACUGGCCAAGUCCUCCACCCUAAUGGUGAGUGCUUAGCCUCAGUUCUGUAUAUGCUAUAUCGCUGUCUUUCUCCAUUUCAAGUGAGAACAGAAGAUUCAAGGAUGAUUGUGUACUGUGUUGCGUUUUUGGCCUCUUGCAGGUGGAACAGUCGUGAAUGCAUGAGGAUUGGCAAUGGCAGGGUUAUAUAUAUUUUGCACUUCUUUUGCUUUGUGGGUCUGUCUGUUUUGUGUACAAAUAAUACUCUGGUUUCAUGGAGGGGGAUAUGAUGGGGAUGGUGUAGUCUCUAGGGAUGUCACAUGGAACUUGGAGUCCGUUCUGUGGAAAUGCGAACCUUUUUGCAAUGGGGACAAACAAGAUGUUAUCUAGUA
This is a messenger RNA of Syzygium oleosum, 1362 nucleotides long. RefSeq names its product NADPH-dependent aldehyde reductase 1, chloroplastic. The transcript has 3 exons. Lineage: Eukaryota; Viridiplantae; Streptophyta; Magnoliopsida; Myrtales; Myrtaceae. The coding region runs from base 160 to 1260 and encodes 366 amino acids. Gene Ontology annotation, molecular function: oxidoreductase activity. The record is from RefSeq and is a predicted model, not a curated record.